Molecule: messenger RNA, 1198 nt
Organism: Tinamus guttatus (white-throated tinamou)
Lineage: Eukaryota; Metazoa; Chordata; Aves; Tinamiformes; Tinamidae
Source: RefSeq, a predicted model, not a curated record
UCCUUUUAGAUGAGAAUUCUGUAGUCAUGGGGAUUUUUUUUAGGACACUGGAGCUUUCCUGGGCAGAACACAUCCUAUGGCUUGGACCAUAAAAGGAACUGAUGCUCCCUAAGGGAAGCAGGACUCUUGAACUGAAGAAGUUGGCAGGUUAGGAUCUGGCUAUGGGAGCACGGUUCCUGCAGAAGGCAUCUGCAUGGGUUAAGAAGCACAAGACCACUUUGUUGGCCGUUUCUUGCAUGGGACUGUUUGGUGCUAACCUUUCCUAUCAUGUGUUUCCUGAGCAGACGUUCAAAGAGUUACAUGAGUGCUGGUCAGGUGGACAGCCAGCUAAGCUGUCCCAGAGCCUCCAUGACCUCUUUCAUGAUGUCCUUCAAGAUACUCGUGUGAAAUCUGCAAACUCCUAUCAGGCCUUUGCAGCUUCUGGCUUCCUCCCAGUGAGUGCUGGAAUCCCAUGGCUUCCUGCAGGCUCUUUCGUGGGCCUCCCUCCUAAUUUUGAUAGCACAACUGAGGAUAAAAAGGGAAUAGUCAACCAUGUGGUGGUGAUCAACGACAAGCAAGUAGACUGGGAGAGCAAUGAAGGUGUUGCUUUGAGGGAAGCUCUGACAUUCUCACCUGAAGCUCAGAAGUUUGCAAUUGCCAGAGAAAUUGUGUAUUUGCAAAAUGGCAGCCCUUUGGUAAAUGCAGCUGUGGCUCCAGCCUGCUUAGCUGGUACAUAUUUUAGUGGGAUAGGUGUAAAGAUAGUUCUGGGUUUAAGUCCUGGCCCUGUGAUACUUCGUGGUAUCUGUAACCUCAUAGUUGCUACCACUGGAUUAAUUUGCUAUUAUGUUUCUUCUGAUGCUGUGACCCAUCACUUAGACUGCAAGGCUGACAGAAAAGCAGCUACCAUUUCCAAAGACUAUGCCAGAGGUGGGGUGGAAUUUUAUGACAAAAUCUUGUUCCGCAACAGGGUCCUUCGUACUCUGAUGGGCAAACAAGGAGUAAAAGUAUAUGCCCCUAGUGGUAACCUUUUCCCAAGGCAUUGGUUCAGAAUAAAGUAUACCCCAUACACUUACCGAAGAGAUUUGAUUGUUAAUAUUUUAAGAGAGCUCAAGGCAUAGGAAGGAGCAGUUGAAUUUUAAACUUGUGAAUUAUGUAUUCUCUUGGAACACUGCUGCAUUGCUUUUUUCUUCUUCUUUUGUGCCUUCAUUAGAAUUUGGGU